AUGCGCUUCUCAAAGUCAAUCCUUGCGAUAUCGGCUUGCCUGGCCCAAGUCAAAAUUGCCCAGGCAGCAUUGGCUUUCACGCAAUGGCCGGCUGUCAUUGAGACCGGCGUCUCUACCACAUUGAACUGGGACAGUGAUUCUGAUGCGCCUGCCACGAUCACGUUGCGCAAAGGCGCUGCAGAGGACCUCGAUACUGUCAAAGUCUUGACCAAGGAUGCCAAAGGGGGCUCUUACACAUGGACACCCGAUGCCACUCUGGAUGGAGGUUCCGACUAUGCCUUCCAGAUUCAACAGGACGGCCAGGUUAACUACUCGGGACUUGUGACUGUCGGAAAUGCCUCGAACUCAACUACAUCAGCGACAACGGCAAAACCAAGUACAACCACUCUUGCGACCCAGACACAGACACAGACACAGACCACCCCCAGUCCCACUCUCACCGAUACUGCCCCUCGAGACGAAGUCAACAGUGUUACAGCUGGCAACAAUGCGACGACCAACCUCACUCUUAAUGCCAACCAUGAUAAUUCCAAUGUGACCAACAGCAAGAGUGCCAUGGCGGCGGCAAUGCAGAAUGGUGGCGCGCCGUUCCAAAUCAUUUCGCUUGACCUGGUACUUGGCAUGGUGGCUAUGGGAUUCUAUCUUGCUUGUUGAAUCCGACAAGUAAUGAUUCUGGAGGUACAAAAACAACCAUGAUAUCAUGCAGCAGUGUUUGACGGUCCUUUUUGGUCGAUUCUUAUGUGACGGGAUGCUGGCGAUAUUGUCUCAUCAUAACGAUCACACCUUCUCUUCGUAUUCGGUUUCCCUAUUGAAACCUUCUGACGUGACUUUUCCUUUGUCUCGCGACACUCCUUUGGUGGUUCUCAGGCUUUCCUUUGUGUAUAUAAUGUGAUUUCAUAGGUCGUGGGGCUUUUCUUGGGCCAAAACGGGCAAGGCCCGGGAUUCGGGAAUGGAUUCCCGGCGCUGCUUCGUGGAGAUGCUGCUUCUUGCUCAGCAGAUUUUAAUGUCAUCGGUAGCAAACAAUGAAUGAAUGAGUCAAUUACGUCAUGCUAUG
This is a messenger RNA of Aspergillus sclerotioniger CBS 115572, 1054 nucleotides long. RefSeq names its product GPI anchored serine-threonine rich family protein. The transcript has 2 exons. Bases 1 to 654 code for a protein of 217 amino acids. The record is from RefSeq and is a predicted model, not a curated record. Lineage: Eukaryota; Fungi; Ascomycota; Eurotiomycetes; Eurotiales; Aspergillaceae.